AUGCCUUCAAAAGUGCGCUGGACGGCUGAGAAUGACCAGAUACUCCUCGCAAAGAUGAUCGAGGCACAUGAUUUCAGUGUCGAUACCGCAAAGAUGGCUACUCUGUGGCCGGGAGAUGAGGAGUCACGACCAACUGCCAGGGCUAUUAAAGAAAGAAUAGCCAAGAUCAAGGAGAUCUCAAAGGCAUCAUCCGCGAAUGGCCCGGCAGGACCCUCGACCCCAGCUAAGCGUCCACGCAACAAGGUCGCCAAGACCCCCAAGACCCCCAAGGAAUCGACCCCGGCUGGAAAGAGCCGAAAGAAAAAGGGCGAGGCUUCCGUCAAAGUCGAGUCUCCUAUCAAGGUCGAAUCUACAGACGAGGAUGGAGAGAUUCCUGAGGCCAGUGUCAAAGCAGAGGAGGACCCCGUCAAAACCGAAGAGGCCGAGAUAGACGAGAGCGACCCCGAAGUCGUGGAAGAUCCUGGUACCUGGUCGGAUCUUGAUGUUGAGAUCUAA
Messenger RNA from Penicillium cosmopolitanum, 495 nucleotides. RefSeq lists its product as uncharacterized. Lineage: Eukaryota; Fungi; Ascomycota; Eurotiomycetes; Eurotiales; Aspergillaceae. The record is from RefSeq and is a predicted model, not a curated record. The coding region runs from base 1 to 495 and encodes 164 amino acids. The transcript is spliced from 3 exons.